AUGCCGGUCCAUUGGGGCUGUAUGUUGGUGUCCUGGAUUUUGGACGGACCGGCGCAAGCGAGUGGAGUCUCCAUUGUUUCUCCCGUCACCCCGCGAUUUCUGUCCGGACAGAGAUCGUGGAUCCCGGUUCGAAGAUUGUGUCGCCCACCAAUGAUGGAUUUCAGAUAUUGCUUUUUCCACGUCGUCUUCUUCGCAUUUUCUAUUUUCCAAGUCGUCGGUACGAGAGUCAGAACGAGAAACAUUCGCUUCAAUCGUAACUCGUGCACUGGGGCACUACACCGUUCCCGGUUCCCCCGAUGA
Molecule: messenger RNA, 300 nt
Organism: Colletotrichum tamarilloi
Lineage: Eukaryota; Fungi; Ascomycota; Sordariomycetes; Glomerellales; Glomerellaceae
Exons: 1
Coding region: 1-300 (99 amino acids)
Source: RefSeq, a predicted model, not a curated record